AAAAAAAAAAAAAAGAGGUUAUAUAAGUUCACUGUGUAAACGCCGUUGAGAAAACUUCUCCAUAAUCCAAAUAAAGGAAUAGAAUCGGAUUCAGAUGAGAUCUCUCUAAUUUUUCUGCUCUUUAACAUUUGAAGUAGUAGAUUCAUUUGCCUCCAAGUGAAUUUCAAUCUCAUUCCGAGAUGGCGGACGGCAAUGCCCAAUCAAGGUACGUCAAGUUGACAAAGGAUCAAGUGCCAACCGAAGAUAUCACUCCCGGCGAACUCAAUCAGCCCAUUCCAGUUCCUGAGUUAAUCAUCCACAGAUGUGCUGAAUGCGGGCAAGCUCUACCUGAAAGCUAUGAGCCUCCUGCCGAUGAAGAUUGGACCACCGGAAUUUGUGGCUGUGCUGAUGAUUCUGAGAGUUGCUGGACUGGACUCUUUUGCCCAUGUGUGUUGUUUGGACAUAAUGUCGAAACACUGAGAGAAGAUAUUCCUUGGACCAAUGCAUGUGUUUGCCAUGCCAUGUGUGUUGAAGGUGGACUGGCGCUUGCAGCAGCUACUCUAUUUUUCCAUGGUAUUGAUCCUAAGACUUCUUUUCUCAUUUGCGAGGGUCUAUUAUUUACCUGGUGGAUGUGUGGAAUAUACACUGGGCUGUUUCGACAAUCAUUGCAGAAGCAAUAUCAUCUUAAGAAUUCUCCAUGUGACCCAUGCAUGGUGCACUGUUGCAUGCAUUGGUGUGCCUUGUGUCAGGAGCACAGGGAGAUGAAGAACCAUCUAUCUGAAAAUGCUGCUAUGCAGAUGACUGUUGUUAAUCCUCCACCAGCUCAGCAGAUGAACUCUGGUGGGAGCCAAGAAUCUGCAUCAGAUGAUCAAUCUACUAGAAAUGGUGCACACACUAAUUUGGAGAUACAACCAUUGUAGAUUUGAUGAUUCACCAUACACACACAUCCUAAAGAAUUCUCAGUUCAUUUGUAGUUUUCCCCUCUUUUUUGCGGGUCUUUGAAUUGGAUCAUAUUUAUUUAGGAAUUUUGGCAGUUGCUAGCAUACAACAUCAAAAUUCAGUUUGUUGUUUUGCUUCUUA
Messenger RNA from Hevea brasiliensis (rubber tree), 1059 nucleotides. Its product is annotated as cell number regulator 6. The coding region runs from base 180 to 899 and encodes 239 amino acids. NCBI's taxonomy places the organism in Eukaryota, Viridiplantae, Streptophyta, Magnoliopsida, Malpighiales, Euphorbiaceae. The transcript has 5 exons. The record is from RefSeq and is a predicted model, not a curated record.